Molecule: messenger RNA, 1696 nt
Organism: Musa acuminata subsp. malaccensis (wild Malaysian banana)
Lineage: Eukaryota; Viridiplantae; Streptophyta; Magnoliopsida; Zingiberales; Musaceae
Molecular function (GO): syntaxin binding
Source: RefSeq, a predicted model, not a curated record
CCAACCCUUCCUCACUCUCCGUUGCAGCCUACGACGCGCCCUUCUCCCUCCCGCCCCCACCUUCUCCUCCUCCUCCUCUUCGCUUUACCAAUGGCGACUUCCCCGGCGAACUGUCUCCCGGAAGCCGACUCCUUGCCCGAUGGGUUCGUCGAGGUGUCUGCCGACCCCCCGCCUCGGCCGGCGUCGUCCGACUACAAGGACGCCUUGCUCGAUCUUCAUUUCUCGGGCCAACGGCUCGUCGACCCGUCGCCCCCGCCCUCGGAAGCAGCGGAGGGGACCCUAACUCCGGAUUGUCUGGUGGAUGGGACGGAGAAGUUUGUUUUCUCGACCGACUUCUUGACGAGAGAGGAUGGCGUCGGCGAUUGCUCCGACUCGGUGGCGCGAGAUGGCAUCUCGGAGUCGAAGCCUGGUGAUGAUGCCUCGAAGGAGAUGAGUAGAACCCCGAAUGAGAUCUUGAUAGGUUCAUCUGCGGGACGAAGUAGCCAAGGAGACUGCCAGAGUUCCGAAACAGAAACAAAAGGCCAGUUGGAAUUAAAUGCCAUCAAUCUAAAGGAAGGAGUUGAAGCAAAACAAAAAGUUACAAAGCGCAACACAAAGUCAGAGGAGCUGCUAGAAUAUACUUUGAAAUAUCAAAAAGUAAUGUUAGAGAGAGAUGCAGCUGUUGCUGUUCGUGAGAAACUUGAGUCACUUUGCAGGGAGCUGCAACGUCAGAAUAAAAUGCUUAUGGAUGAAUGUCAAAGAGUAUCUACAGAAGGACAAAAUAUGAGACUCGAUUUGUCUACAAAGUUUAAUGAUGUAAUUAAGGAUAUCACCAAUAAACUUGAGGUGCAAAAAGAUGAAUGCCUUUCUCAGCUCAAUGAAAAUGAGAUGUUGAGAAAUAAGAUAAAACUCCUUGCUGACCAAUACUCUCUCUCUGAACAACAUUUUGCCCAAAAGUUACAGCAGAAGACGCUAGAACUUCAGCUUGCUGAUCUAAAACUUCAGCAACAGGAACGGAAGUCUGCUAAGGAACAAACCCAGAUGCAAUUGUAUGCUGAACAGGUUUCACAGCUUUUGGCCACUGAGAAGAGUUUGCGUCUACAGCUAGCAGCUGAUGAAGAGAGAUUUCAGCAAUUCCAAGAUGCUUUGUCAAAAAGUAACGAGGUCUUUGAAGCAUUUAAGCAGGACAUGGAAAAGAUGGCAAAAUUGGUAAAGGAACUUAAGAAAGAAAAUGAAUUUUUGAAGAGCAAGUGUGAGAAGUCUGAUAUUGCACUCGUGAAGCUCAUUGAGGAGCGUGAGGUGAUGAAGAAACAGCUAGAAAAGGUGAAGAAUCAAAAGGAAAAGCUUGAAUCUCUAUGCCGAUCUCUGCAGGCGGAGAGAAAACACAACUUGGUUAAGGCCACCUCGGAUCCUGUUGCUGUUGCUGCUGCUCUCCAAGUAACUCUGUCGAACGAAGACUCCUCGUGACAAGUGAAGAAAUCUUGAUCAUUCCCACUCUCAAGAUUACAAAGGUGAGAAAAGAGGGUACCACUUACCACACCCCUUUUCUCCCUGGUGUAUUUGUCUUUUUUGCGCUUGAAAUGUUACUGUUAUGUUAUGUCGGAACGAAGCAAGCAAUUGCCAUUGGUGAAUUGUUGCUUCCUUUAACAUCUUCGAACUGCAUGUGGUAAAUCUUUCAAGUUAUAUGAAAGGUAAACCUGAGGGGGUUUGGAUUAUG